This is a messenger RNA of Chilo suppressalis (striped riceborer), 2157 nucleotides long. The record is from the annotation of a GenBank genome assembly. NCBI's taxonomy places the organism in Eukaryota, Metazoa, Arthropoda, Insecta, Lepidoptera, Crambidae.
UGCAGGCUCUUCGCUUGUAUUGUGCUUACAGCUGGCAGUCACAAAAUGUGUUUUUUCAUUUAUUUUGGCAAAAAACAGCCAUUUACAUAAUAUUGAGGAACAUGCAUAUAUGUAAAUAUUAAUAGACCAAACAGUGCCCGAAGCUUAGUACAGUUAUUGUAGCAAAAGAGUCUUAAAAUAGUCAGAUUUGCACGUGUAUUCAUCUAAUGCUAAACAAUUUAUUGAUAUUAAAAAUUAAACAACUUACAACAAAAUCAGAAAUUUCAUAAACACAUUUUUUUUGGUUUUUGCAUCAAUAUACCAUUUAGUUUUUUUUAACUAUUAAUAGAUAGAUUACAAAGAUUCAAAUCAGAGAACUCUUUGUUACGACACAUAUAAGAAUUACGUGUAUAGUUUUUACGUAACGGCGAAGGAACAAAAAAUUGCAAUUGCGCACCGGGAGACGAACUCGUGCUGAAAUGGAAAUUUUGCUAAGAAGAAUGGACGAAUCAAUUUGAUUUACAGGAAUUUGUUUAAAAAUGAGUAAAUUCUUAAAAAGAUUUCUUUGCAACCGAGUGUCAGCUGUGAGCGUUUUACCGAUCAAUCGAUGCGAGAUGCAGUCAUGUCUCAAGCACACGCUGAUACUAUUCCGAUGUCUCGGCUUCUUCCCAGUAGAGGGGUUGACCAGUUCUAAUGCUGAAGACAUACGAUUCAAGCUCAAGUCUUUUUACAGUAUUUAUUGUGCUUUUUCCAUAAUGGGACAGGUUACUUGUCUGGGCUUAAAUAUACACUGUUGUUUUAUAAGUGACACAUUAUCAACAGGGUCAUUAAUAAACGUGUUCAUGUUUCUCGCUACGACGUGUUACGCAAUAAUUCUGACGAAAAUCGCGCGCAACUGGCACCACGUCGUGAGGAAAAUAUCUAAGAUCGAAUUUAAUUUGAAGGCAACGAGGAAAACCAAGAACGUACAUUUGGGCUGCAACAUUUUCUUGUAUGUUACGUUCACCUCGUUAGUUGUGGAAAAGUUAAUAGCCCUACUGUUUUUUACUAAAGUCGCGAGAGUAUGUUCGGAAGCGUACGAAACUGCCGAUGAUAAAUGGUACAUUAUCUUGAAGUGUCUGAUUCCACAACACUUAAAUUACUCACCUUACGCGACUUGGAAGUUUAUCAUUUUCAGGAUUGUCUACAUACAAGCAUCAAUAUUGAGUGGCGUCAUAAACACUAUAGUUAUGUGUUUGAGUGUCUACCUCAUAUCUUAUUUCCGGGACUUCAACAGAAUAAUUAAAACACGCAAAAAUAAAAGUUCCCAAUUUUGGGAGAAACAACGAUACAUUUAUACGCAGUUAGAGAAUCUAGUUAAAAUAAUGAACGGUCAAUUGAACUGUUUGAUAAUGUUUUCGUUUUUGGUUUACUUGUUCUUCAUAUGUGUACAGCUAUUCUUCGUUAUAAACUCAUAUUCAUACCGACUCCAAAAUUGUAAUGAAAGGCAGUUGAAUGAAAUAAUGUUUUCAACGGAGUACAUUCUGUACUUUACUACUUCAACAUUGUUACCUAUUCUUCGGGCGCUUGUCUCGUGGUUAUUAGCCGCCAACGUGCACAUAGAGGCUCAAAAACCAUUAUUGUAUCUGCACGAAGUUCCGGAUUCAAAUUAUAAUGUGGAUAUACAACGAUUUCAUCUCCAAAUAUUGUACUGUCCAAUCUCCUUGAGUGGAUCUUUGUUCUGCAUAACAAGAAACACAAUACUGAAGGUAGUAAGCAAGAUAAUCACAUACGAACUGGUGAUGCUGCAACUAAACAAAACGAGUCGUUUGCACAUUGAUCUUAUGCUGGAAAAUGAAAACUCUACUGUUGCGAAUUGAAUUUACAUAAUAAAACUGGUAUUUCAUUAGCGGGCAUUUUUGGUAAUCAAUUAUUUUAAAAUGUUCGUCCUUCGAGACAAAAAAUCCAUUGCGUCAAGUCUUUAUCGACAUAGAGCAGAUAUCCUCAAAUUAUAGAAGUCAUUUUUAGAAGUUUCUAAUUAUAUUACAUAAUAUGUCAUAAACUGUGUAUAAUAUAAUAAAAAUUGGUAUUUUUUUUUAAUGCAAACAUCAAUCCGAAGGGUCAAAUUUAAUUACAUAUAAUAAUAUUAUGUUAUAGGAAACGCUUACUGACUAUUUACUCUAUCAAAUUAAAUAUUUU